CCAAAUCCCUCCCAUCACAGGGCCGGACCUCACUGUACAAAAGGAUCAAAUGUAAUAUUAAUGAAGUCGCGCAUUGGCUCACACUCGCGUCAAUCCCGCUGCGCAACUUCUGUAGGUUGGCAGACUUCCUUCAAUAUUAUUUGUGGGGAGCAGGGUAAAAGUAGGCUACUAAAAAUGUUGCCGCUCCACAACACGGGGACGGACUGAAUGGAGGCAACGUUGUCAGCGAGCGGAGAUAAUAAAUCCGUCUGCAGUGUACCGCGACACACACUGGUAAGCAGAAAUACAAGAGCGGCUUGUUGACUUCUCCGUAAACGUCCAGCCCUCGGCCUCCCCAUGCCUCCAUCUCCCCUUGACGACAGAAUUGUGGUGGCGCUGCCAAGGCCGAUCCGACCUCAGGAACUCCAACUGCGCCUGGACACCAGCUACCUGGACUCCAUCGCCACCAGCAGCAGCAGCAAGACAGUUAUCAGCACCACCGUGGUGAAGAUCCGGGCGACGGCCAAUCUUGUAACGUAUAUGCCCUCAUCCAAGGGCUCCACGCGCUCGUUGUCGUGUGGAUGCAGCAGUGCCAGCUGCUGCUCUGUGACUACCUAUGAGAAGGACAGCCAGAGCCUCAGCCACAGCCAGGUGAGCGCCAGCAGCCCCAACCUCAGCUAUGCCGGGCCCCCCACCCCUAUGGUCAGCAACCAUGAAGCAUUAAGUGCCCCCAGUCUCACCCCGGGCACCCCAAAGGCCCUGUCAACUGUGCGGGUAAUCCACCCCAGUGAGCUGGCCAAACGCAUGACCUGCUGCCCCAUGGGACACCCUGUAGGGCCCGUCCCGGUCAUCAUCGACUGCCGGCCCUUCAUGGAGUACAACAAGAGCCACAUCCGGGGGGCCGUACACAUCAACUGCUCUGACAAGAUCAGCCGGCGGCGGCUGCAGCAGGGCAAGAUCACUGUGCUGGACCUCAUCUCCUGCCGGGAGGGCAAGGACUCUUAUAAGGGCAUCUUCUCCAAAGAGAUUGUGGUUUACGAUGAGAGCACCUCGGACCCCAACCGGCUGACAUUCUCCCAGCCACUGCAUGUGGUCCUGGAGUCACUGAGGAGGGAGGGCAAGGACCCCAUCAUCCUCAAAGGAGGCCUUAGCUGCUUCAGGCAGAACCACGAGAACCUGUGUGAGCACUCGCUGCACCUUCACGAGGGCUUGGACACCGGUGCAGCUGCUGGCCUGACGGGGGCGCUACCUCACUCCCUGCCCUCCACCCCGGAUAUAGAGAACGCAGAGCUGACACCAAUCCUGCCGUUCCUCUAUCUGGGGAACGAGCAUGACGCUCAGGACAUCAACCAGCUGCAGCGCUUCAACAUCGGCUACAUUCUAAAUGUGACCACACACCUGCCGCUCUACCACUACGACACGGGCCUCUUCAUCUACAAGCGCCUGCCCGCCACGGACAGCAACAAGCAGAACCUGCGCCAGUACUUUGAGGAGGCGUUUGAAUUCAUCGAGGAAGCACAUCAAGCAGGUAUGGGCCUUCUGAUCCACUGCCAGGCAGGCGUGUCUCGUUCAGCCACCAUUGUGAUCGCCUACCUGAUGAAGCACACCUGGAUGACCAUGACAGACGCCUACAAGUUUGUCAAAACCAGAAGGCCCAUCAUCUCCCCGAACCUCAACUUCAUGGGCCAGCUGUUGGAGUUCGAGGAGGACCUCAACAACGGAAUAACGCCACGAAUCCUCACACCAAAGCUGAUUGGUGUGGAAACCGUCGUCUAAACGAACCCAAUCGACUCAACGCUCACACUUGAACUCACUCUCACUGUUUUUCAAGAGAGACCAGCUGCUCCAUGAGCUGGUUUGGAGUGUGUGAGAGAGAGAGCCACUGUAUUCUUCUUGAAUCUCCUCAUGCUCAGUUUGGACUCUCAGGAGUGCCAAAGCUCUGGGUCAGUGGUGAUGAGAAAUGCCAAAAAUCCCUACUGUUUGGACCUGGCCGAAGUCCCGGAGGAGAAGACGAGUUAUAGAGAUAGAGAGAUAGAGACGGGAAGCGUUCAGUGGGAAGCUUUCCAUUUGUGACCGCAGAGGAGCAAACAUGAGGGAAAAGAAAUCAGUUUGGAGAAGAUACUCUAUGUACUUAGGGGCAAUUACUGAGAAGAGAAACUCUUAAAGCUCACACUGUGGCACACAUGUUGCAGACUCAGGCGGGGUUGGCCACGGCAGUGCCUGUCAAAAAAAAUAAAUUACAAAAGAUGACAACUUGUUUGGUGUGUUAAUGUUGUUCUAUUUUUAUACAGGGGUUUAUGGGGGUGACCAUGACGAGCCCACAGCGGCUUAACUGUGCAAUAAUUUCAGAGUGGAAUGCAACGGAGAACUUGAUCUUAUGUGUAUAUAUCGGUAAUGAUUACGAAACAUUUCCAGCUCUUUGCUGAAAUGCCAUUUUGAUGUUAAUGUAAUUACUGUUGUUCAGUUCUAUACGUUUAUUUUUAUGGUGCAUACAGUUAUGCUGUAAUAUUUGGCGCAGAUGUGUACGAGACAGAAAAAAAUGGAGUUUUAUUUUUUGAGUGCAGCUUGUCUGUCAUCUGUGCAUUUCCGAAAUACACAGAACCACAAAUUCACAUUUCGUGUGUUUGCUUCAGUAUAUUCGUUUUGCCAUUCCUGCAUCCACAUAUGCAUAUAUUUUAGCAAUAUACUGUAUAUAUUACCAGACAGCCAUAAGAGCUUUUUUAUGCAUGGCUGCUGGCAGAGGAAAGAAAUCUUUGAAAUAAUCAGUGAAUAUUGUAAAACAGGGCUACUGGUGAUGUUUAAUGUAACAGAAUGGAGGAAUUUCACUGCCUGCUUCUGUUGUCUCCUCUGUUCUUUUUGCUCCCAUUCAUCCAUGAGCCAGCUCUGUUGUAAUGCACUCUACUGUGUCCCUAUGUAGCUACAUGUCUUUGUGUCAAUGGCUUAAAUUCUGAGCUAUGAUUUAGUCCAUUGUAAGGUAGCAGAGUUGAGGUACAGACUUCAAACAAACAUUCACUUCCUCCCAUUGGUCAUAGUUUAGUGUGAUACAGGGUGGUACAGUAGAGCAGUGUGACCCUUGUCUAAUCUUUUGCAACUCCCUGUCGCUGACACUAAGCUACAGUUAAGUGAGCUCUUCUGCCUUGCAUAGGCAAGCGCUGCUGUCACGUGCUGUUCUAGUGCCUCUAUCAAUGCCUUAAUUCAUGUGUCACCACUGGGCCUGCGCAUGGUACACCAUCACGUGCAGAUGAAUGCAGAACACACCGAGGUCGAAUUAUAACUCCCAGACAAAAACAACCUGCUCCUCCUGGUCUCUGUGCCACAUACAGAUUUAACUUUUCAAAGAUUAUUUCUGCUGUUCCUGGUUCAUCUGUAGAAUUUUUGAAAAUUGCAUUCAAAGAUGCUAAAAAGCCUUUAGGUAAAAAUGCUCCUUAUGUAACUCUGAUCUCGUGGUGGCAUUUGAAGGAGAAUCUGAACACCACCGUGAAUUGUAAAUCAACUCUGCACUAAAUAGUAGUAGAGUAUAUGCACGCACACAAAGUUUACCCUCAUCCUCUUGCAUUUGAAUUUACUCACCUUUGACUAAUAUUACAACUACAUGCAGAUAGAUAAUAAAAAAAUAAAAAAAAAAAUACUCAACUUGCUAGUGCUACUUCUUCAUGCCUUCAUUCUGAUCCAGACCGCAGAUUUUUGCAAUGUUGCUGAACAGAAUCUAAAUUUUGCAUUUCAGCCUUGACAGUUUUUACACAUUUGACUGUCUCAGCUGUCGAAAGUUUGAGUGGAAAUUAUAAGAAAGUAGGAUGCAUGUGAUUUAAGGUAUAGUUCACUUUGCACACAGUAUAAAGACCUCGUCUUGUUGAUAUGACUGUGUGCAUGACUGUAUAAAAAGUGAGCAUUUAAACAUUCAAAUUUAGAGAUCAAUUUUGCCUUGAAUCUCCAAAAUGUUAAUUUUCCUUUCCAAACUGAGGAAAAUAGCCUUGUUUUAACCUGAAAAACACACAUGAUAAACCCAAGGCCUGUCAAAGUUUCCAACACAUAAAAGAGCAUGUAGUCCUUCAACUGAAGUUUAAACAUGAGAAAAAACAAAACAAAACAAGGAGUACGAGGUCUUCAUCCAUUAUUUUAUAGUUCUUACCAAGGUGACUUGAAGCAGCUUCCUCACAAAUUAUGGUUUCUGUUCUGUGUCUGUUCAUAUGUUCUUCUGGUUUCUGUUCAGCUCUCCAUUGUUUGCAUGAAAAUAAAGGCAUAAAAUGAAGCACAGGGCUAACAGUAUCAUUGUCAAAGCACCAAAAAACAACAUUUAUUCCACAAUACACCGUCUGUGAACCAUUAUAUCUUUUAAAGUACAUCAUAACAUCUUAACCCAAAAGUUUGAUCAUGUGUCUCUGUCAGCGAGAUGAAGGAGAAUGCAAGGAAUUUUCAUAGCAUAGUGAACACAAAUACACAGUGCACUCAGUAAGGCUUUACAACACCAAGAUUCACAACAAUAAGCUUAAAAAAUCCCUCAUGUGAAAAUUCAUGCUAUGCAAAUUAAAUUGUAACAGGUUGUGUCUUUACCCAACUGUCAUGAAAAUGUUUUGUGAGGUCUUUGCGAAAAGUUCGAGCAUGAAUAACAGUUUGCAGCCUCAGAUUUAAGUGAGUUUUUUAAGUGUGAAUUAUGGACAAAGAAGUUUUUAAAAAAAAAAAUGUUUGUGUGGCGACGUGUCCUCACUUGUAUUUUUGUUGCUGUUGUCAUUGGUGUCUACUGGUGCUCCACAAUAUAUUUGAAUAUGAUAAAAAGGUAUAUAAUAACAAUUUACCACACGUUUGUAGCUUGUGCAUUUAUAUUCAGUGAUUUGCAAAAAAAAAAAAGAGAGUGCUUAACAUCUGAGCCAAUGUUAUAUAAGAAUAAUGUACCUUUUCGUCCCAUCUGCUGGUUCCUACAACCGCAGCGGCACAUGGCUUUUGUAUGUAAUGAUCUAUUUGACUGAACAAUGUAACCGUCGUACUGUACAUUACUCUCUGGUUGGAAAAAUGAAGCAUGCUGUGUGCUCCUGGUCUGUGAGGGACACUCGCAGUCAUUAUGGUGCUGUCUGUCUUUUCCCACACUGCUCUUUCUGUAGAGGUCAUAGCCUGAUUGACAGCUCCAAGAGGCAUCUGGGUAUCUGUUCCCUGUUAUUUGGAAACACGGUUCUGUAUUAGAACAAUAUCAAGCUGUCAUAUUGGAUGGGCACUCUUUACGACUAGACUUGUUUAAGAGUCUCUGCUUUGGGCUCAGAGGCUCUGGUGGAAACGGGCUUCGCUCUACAAGUCUCUGUAUCUUUCUUUGUGUCCUGUAGUCAACGGUCAAAUAUAUACAGUAUAUAAAUAUAUAUCUAUUUUCUUUGUAUGCAUAUAUUCAUUACUAUUUUUGCACUGACAGACUGACAGAUGGAUUUAUUUUUUUCCACAAAGGGUGCUAUUAUAACGGAGGCCUUCUCCCACACCUUUUUGCAUGACUUGCUCAAAAUUCCUCAACUGGUCUGUCAUCUCUCCUACUCUUCUCCUACUACUCCUUGAACUGUUGCAAUUGAAGCACUGUAAUUUUGUAAUCCCUACUUGUGAGCUUUGAAAUAAACAGGGAGGCUUCAAGUUUG
Molecule: messenger RNA, 5588 nt
Organism: Siniperca chuatsi (mandarin fish)
Lineage: Eukaryota; Metazoa; Chordata; Actinopteri; Centrarchiformes; Sinipercidae
Gene: dusp10
Product: dual specificity phosphatase 10
Exons: 4
Coding region: 337-1755 (472 amino acids)
Biological process (GO): negative regulation of JUN kinase activity; protein dephosphorylation
Cellular component (GO): cytoplasm; cytosol
Molecular function (GO): protein tyrosine/threonine phosphatase activity; MAP kinase tyrosine/serine/threonine phosphatase activity
Source: RefSeq, a predicted model, not a curated record